GGGUACAUCUUCAGAGAACCCGUCCAAAAAGGCCCGAGGAAGGCCUCCUAGUUCUUCAAAAAAGCAGCUUGAUGCUUUAGGUGCAGCUGGAGUCGGCUUUACGCCCCAUGUGAUCACAGUGAAUGUUGGGGAGGACAUAGCAUCAAAAAUAAUGGCCUUCUCACAGCAGGGACCACGUACAGUUUGUAUACUAUCUGCAAAUGGAGCCAUCUGUAACGUCACCCUUCGCCAACCAGCAAUGGGAGGUGGCACUGUGUCCUACGAGGGCCGAUUUGAAAUCAUCUCCUUGUCAGGUUCCUUCCUGCGGUCGGAAAGUAAUGACAGCAGCAGAGCAAGUGGUCUAAGUGUGUCGCUGGCUGGUUCAGAUGGUAGAGUAUUGGGUGGUGGAGUUGCAGGAAUGCUUAUGGCUGCCACGCCCGUGCAGGUAAUUGUAGGUAGCUUCAUUGCAGAAGGGAAAAAGCCAAAGUCUAAGGCACCAUCUUCAACACCACCAUCCAAUAUGUUGAAUUUUGGUGCUCCAGUCACAGAAGCGAGCCCUCCUUCUCAAGGUGCCUCAAGUGACUCAUCUGAUGAAAAUGGCAACAGUCCUUUCCACCAUGAACCAGGACCCUUUGGUAAUGCUGGCCAACCUAUGCAUGGUAUGUCCAUGUUUGCAAAUAUGGGCUGGCCAAAAUCACUGUGAAAAAUGCUUCCUUAGUUGACAUGACAUUGCCAACGAUAUUUGACUUUCCUCAUUCCCUACAAUAGAGUUGGCAAUAUAUUCGCGAUGCUAACAGGCAGAGUAUAGGCGUUUCUUGAGUUCUCGACUUGAGCUUAUUUUCCUUCUAUUUCCCCCCUUACCUUUCCCCACUUUAAUAUUUUUCCUUUUGGUAUGUAGUUGAUUUGUACUAGCUGAGGUAAAAAGCAUGGCUGAUUUACAGAAAGCCAUUUCCAUGGUCGCUUAGGUGACAUUUGGUUGAGUAUUUGUUUUAACUUUGUAACUUCUUUUAGGAAUUACUCCCUCCGUUCACUUUUACUUGUCCGCUAUUGAUUUUGUACACGCUUUAAGAAAUACUCUUUCCGUUCA
Molecule: messenger RNA, 1066 nt
Organism: Nicotiana tabacum (common tobacco)
Lineage: Eukaryota; Viridiplantae; Streptophyta; Magnoliopsida; Solanales; Solanaceae
Product: AT-hook motif nuclear-localized protein 10
Molecular function (GO): minor groove of adenine-thymine-rich DNA binding
Source: RefSeq, a predicted model, not a curated record